AACAGGCUCACUUCCAAGAUCACUCUGAACAGAAUGGAAACAAAGAAAAACACAACGCUGAGAGAGGGCUUCCUCGUGAAGCGGGGUCAUCUCGUCCACAACUGGAAGCCGCGCUGGUUCGUUUUGAUGCCGGACAAGCUUCUGUAUUUUAAAUACGACGGAGGAAAAAGAGACUCGUGCCAGCGAGGGAAGAUCCUCCUGAAGGACUGCGGGAUCACUUCUCCUUUCCUGGACUAUGAAAACCGACCGCUGGUGAUCAAGCUCCGGACGAAGAAUGGCGUGGAUCAUUUCCUGGAGGCUUGUUCCCGGGAGGAGAGGGAUGACUGGGCGGGAGAUAUCAGCGCCGCCACGGAGAAACUGCGGGGCCCCGAAGGUGUGAAAGGGCCAAAUCUGCAAACUACUACUACAGGAUCCCAGCUGCACGACAUCAAUCUGAUCAAAGUGCUGGAGUCCAUGUAUGACGUGCACAGUGGAAUCAAGAUGGGAAACCACUUGGAUCACGGCAGCUCGUACAGCAACUGUUUCUCAGGCUCUGUGGUGGUGGACUGGCUGGUGUUCUCUCAGCUGGCUCUGACCCGCGUGGAGGCUCUGACUCUGGCCUCCGCCCUGCAGGAGGAGAGCUUCCUGUGGCCCGUCGGUCUGAAGAGCGUGGAGGCGCUGAGAACCGCCGGACUCACGGAGCACUUCAUGGACGACUCCACCGCUCUCUACAGCUUCUCUGACAGCUUGAAGAAGAGAGGCAGCGUGAAGGCCGAGACCUCAAUGUCUGCAGUGGAGCUCAGUGGGAAAGUGAUCAAGAGAGGAUAUCUACUCAAACAGGGUCACAGGAGGAAGAACUGGAAGGUCCGUCUGUUCGUUCUUCGCUCAGAGCCGGCGUACCUCCACUACUACGACCCCACCAAGGAUGACAUCAGUCCCGUGGGCGGCUUCUCUCUGAGAGCAUGUCUGGUUUCCUCGCUCGGAGAUAACGGAGUUCCCUCGGGUGUUAAAGGAAACAUUCAGGGCAACCUGUUCAAGAUCAUCACUCAGGAGGACACUCAUUACUUCAUCCAGGCUCCGACUCAGCAGCAGAAGAUGGACUGGAUCGAGGCCAUCCGACAGCACACAUAGAGCAGCGGGUCAAAACUGUUUUAAUUAUGCAGCUAUAGAGAAGAAAGACUUUACACAUUCCAUGAAUGUAAACUGUAGCAGGAGAGACGAGGGCCAUGCAAUUUAAAAAGGAAAGUGUUAGUGGUUAAGAACAUUUCAGAUUUUCCAUCUCUAAAAUCAAAGUGCUUUCAAGUUGAUUAUUCAGUAUUUCAAGUUUUAAAAUGAGGAUUUAAAGGCUCUAAAACAGGGGUGUCAAACUCAAGGCCCGGGGGCCAAAUCCGGCCUGCCACUUCAUUUGAUGUGGCCCCACAAGAGCUUACAAAUAAUAUAAUACGUUUAUUAUAAGGUCACGUGCCGCUUCAGGAGCACGUUGCCCAUAAACGACAUGUCCCACAAUGCAUCUCAUUUUGUGAGAUGCGCACUGCAAUUACUUACUCGACUUCUGCUUUCAGGCGUAGUUAAUUAUUAAGUUAUUACCCUAUCCGAUAAUAAUCCAAUGCAGAGGAAAUAUUGUAAAAUAAUACAUUCUUUUAUAUAUAUAUAUAUAUUAUGUAUAUUUAUCUAUGUAUAUUUAUAUAGUCUUAAAGUUACCACCAGCCCUUUGAGUGCAACCAUAAUUCUAAUGUGGCCCGCGAUGAAAUUGAGUUUGACACCCCUGCUCUAAAAGCACAGAAGUCGGAAGAAAUUUGCCUUUAAUAUCUCAGUUUGAGUUAAAAUGUUAAGUUAAUGUUUAUUAUUUAACCUUAAAUAAUUUCAGUUUGAUUAUUCAGUAUUCUAAAGAUCGUAAAAGGAGGAUUUUAAAAGCACAUAAGUCGUAGGAAAUUCACCUUUAGUGUACUAUUAAAGUGUUUUCAUGUGUUUUACACAUUUUUCAUUAUUUAACCAUAAAUCAUUUCAGUUUGAUUGUCCAGUAUUUUUCACCUCUCAUCCACUUCCAUAGCAACAAUGCACAUAUUUGAUUUGCAACUAGUUUUUUAUUUUAUCCAGAUUUCAUGUAAAUCAUUUUCUAUAUAUAUAUAAUAUUUGAGUUUCCUUACUUUUUAUCUCCUUUAACUGUGUCUCUGUCUGCACCAUGUACAUGUUUUUCAUUAUUUGACCAUAAAUAAAAGGGAGGGCUGUGGUGCAGUGGGUUGUGCGUUGGUGUCUGGAUCAGUUACAGGUUCAAACCCCACUGCAGUCAGCAUGUCGUUGUGUCCCUGAGACU
Messenger RNA from Gymnodraco acuticeps, 2293 nucleotides. RefSeq names its product pleckstrin 2 (gene plek2). Gene Ontology annotation, cellular component: plasma membrane. Lineage: Eukaryota; Metazoa; Chordata; Actinopteri; Perciformes; Bathydraconidae. The coding region runs from base 34 to 1110 and encodes 358 amino acids. Gene Ontology annotation, biological process: intracellular signal transduction; actin cytoskeleton organization. The record is from RefSeq and is a predicted model, not a curated record. The transcript is spliced from 9 exons.